AUGGCGCAGACAGUGAGAAGGGCUAUCGAGGGCAGAUACCCGUCUUGUUAUAUACCCAGUAGAAUAAAAGAAAGACGGGCGAAGGCCAGAGCUCUAAGGUUAGAACAACAAAGGAAACCAGACAAACCCGAAGACUUUGUUUGUUAUUCAGACAGCGAUAGUGAAGAGGAAACACCGACACAACAACAUAGAAUAUUAUCAACAUCAUACAACUUUGUUGACUAUGUUCGGUCACGGGAAUUGCAGACGUCUGAGCCUCGCUCCGUGGACCCGUCGUACGCGACGCGGCACAUGCUCACACACGACAUGUUUAGAGAAACACCGGUCAACCUCGGCAACAUGAAUAAAGUUUUCUGUUCGCAAUGGCUGUCUGAUAGACAAGUUGUCUUUGGGACUAAGUGCAAUAAGUUAAUGGUGUACGACGUUCGUCGUCGGACUUUAGACGCUAUACCGACUUUAAGACCGAGAGCGCCCUGGGCCGGCGCCGACCAACAAACGGGAAUACAUGCACUACAAAUAAAUCCUUCUAGAACAUUAUUAGCAACAGGAGCUCGGAAUUCAUGCGAAUUGGCCAUAUACAGUCUACCCACAUUGGAUCCGGUUUGCGUUGGAGAAGCACAUAAAGACUGGAUCCUCGAUAUGUGUUGGCUGGAUGACGAAUUCGUGGUGACAGGGUCCCGUGACUCCAAGUUGGCGCUGUGGCGUGCUCCCGCAGCCCCGCCGCGACAGACCAUGCACCACUACGUGGCGCCGCUCGUGGUCAAGGAGUGUCGCUCAGGUCAAAAAGUACGAGCUCUAACCUUCAACCAGAAGUGGCGGGAAAUCGCAGCACUGACUCUUAACGGCUACAUCCACGUGUUCAACGCUGAAACCUUCAGGCAAACGCUCUCGAGGAAACUACCUUCUUGUCAAGAUCUUGUCUGCUUAGCCACUCAGGAGAGCGGCGUGUACGCGAUAGGCUGCAAGUCGUACACGCUGCUGCUGGACUGCCGCACGCUGCAGUCUGUCAAGAAGAUCACGUCGCGGUACAACGGCUGCGGCAUCCGCUCCGCAAGCUUCCGAGGGAACAUGCUCACCAUCGGGACGGGGCUUGGUUUACUAAUGUUUUACGAUCUCCGCGCGGGCAAGUACCUCGAAAGCAACAUACAUUCUACCAAAACCGUCACACUCAAAGCUUCCAGGGGAUAUGUGUUCCCGGACGAGGAGGCGGACGGGUUCAACCAGGUGAAGCACGUGCCCGCCAUCUACACGCACUGCUACGACGACAGCGGCACGCGCAUCUUCACGGCGGGAGGGCCCCUCCCCGCACCUCUCAUAGGGAACUACGCCGGGCUCUGGCAGUAG
Messenger RNA from Arctia plantaginis, 1344 nucleotides. The record is from the annotation of a GenBank genome assembly. Lineage: Eukaryota; Metazoa; Arthropoda; Insecta; Lepidoptera; Erebidae.